AUGUCGUCGCAAUCACUGAGUAGCAUCCACUCGUCAGAAGCUGACGCCGUUGAUUGUAACUUGAAGGAGACGGAGCUCACACUGGGUCUUCCCGGUACAAAAACUGCUACCAAACGUCCCUUCUCCGACACCGUUCAUCUUCAUCAUCUUCCCAAUUCUCUAAGUAAAUCCAAAUUCCCAACACCCAAGGAACAAAUGGUGGGGUGGCCGCCGGUGAGGGCAAGCAGGAAGAAUGCCAUGAAGAGUUGCAAGUUCGUGAAGGUGGCUGUGGAUGGAGCUCCUUAUCUAAGAAAAGUGGAUCUUGAAAUGUACGACAGUUAUGAGCAUUUGAUGAGGGAUUUAGAGACCAUGUUUUGUGGCUUAGCCAUUCAUAAUCAUUUGAUGAACGAGAGAAAACUCAUGGAGUCUGGAAAUGGGAUUGAAUACAUGCCCACCUAUGAGGACCGAGAUGGUGACUGGAUGUUGGUCGGGGAUGUGCCAUGGAAGAUGUUUGUUGAAUCAUGCAAGAGGAUAAGACUUAUGAUUAGCUCAGAGGCUAUUGGCUUAGGUCCGAGAUCUAGUUCAAAAUGUUCGGGUUCAAUCUAG
This is a messenger RNA of Sphenostylis stenocarpa, 585 nucleotides long. The record is from the annotation of a GenBank genome assembly. NCBI's taxonomy places the organism in Eukaryota, Viridiplantae, Streptophyta, Magnoliopsida, Fabales, Fabaceae.